AUGGCUAUGCGGAUUAAGAGACAAGAAGGUGGUGUCAUGGGUGGGGCCAUAAAGUUUUUGGGGACGACGCGACACCACGACAAGUGUCUGAAAGACACUGAGAAUUAUGUGGUAAAAGGUUGCUUUGCAAUGACGGAGUUGGGACAUGGAAGUAAUGUUAAAGGAAUUGAAACAGUUACCGCUUAUGAUUCAAACACUGGAGAGUUUGUUAUAAACACUCCUUGUGAGUCAGCUCAAAAAUAUUGUAUUGGUGGAGCGGCCAAUCAUGCAACACAGACGGUGGUCUUUUUGCAGCUUGAAAUUAAUGGGAAAAAUCAAGGGGUUCAUGCAUUCAUUUGCCAGAUCAGGGGUGCAGAUGGUAAAAUUUGUCCUAAUAUCCAGAUAGCUGAUUGUGGUCAUAAAAUUGGGUUGAAUGGGGUUGAUAAUGGUCGAAUUUGGAAAGAGUUUGAUAAUGUCCGAAUCCCCAAUGAGAAUUUGUUGAAUUCAAUUGCUGAUGUUUCACCUGAUGGAGAAUAUCUUAGUGCAAUCAAAGACCCAGAUCAGAGAUUUGCAGCUUUCAUGGCCGCUUUAACAUUUGGUCAUGAAUGCCGUGAAGCAAUUGGAGGACAAGGCCUGAAGACUGAAAAUCAUGUUGGUCAUUUGAAAAGUGAAAUUGAUGUGCAAUCUACUUUUGAAGGGGACAACAAUGUCCUGAUGCAGCUGAGAUAUAUGGUUGGUCAAUGUAAGGGGGUUUAUCUAGUUGAGGAUCUUAAAGUUGACUUGAAGACCGAGGCUGAGAACACUGCACCAUUGCUACUACAACCAUAA
Molecule: messenger RNA, 807 nt
Organism: Pistacia vera
Lineage: Eukaryota; Viridiplantae; Streptophyta; Magnoliopsida; Sapindales; Anacardiaceae
Product: acyl-coenzyme A oxidase 3, peroxisomal-like
Exons: 9
Coding region: 1-807 (268 amino acids)
Biological process (GO): lipid homeostasis; fatty acid beta-oxidation using acyl-CoA oxidase
Cellular component (GO): peroxisome
Molecular function (GO): fatty acid binding; acyl-CoA oxidase activity; FAD binding
Source: RefSeq, a predicted model, not a curated record